GUUUUACAGUUUUCGCUUGUAUUUAUUUUGUUGGAAGAUUAAAUCACCAAAAUUUGCUUAUAAUAUUUCAUUAGUGUUAUGAAGUUGAAACAUUUGCAGUCGUUGACACAACAGGCGGAGGAUGGUCCAUUCCAAGUGUUGGCAGCCACGUGGUCACCUAACAACCAAAAACUGGCAGUAUGCAACAACGACAGAGUGGUGUUGCUGUUCGAUGAGGCUGGUGUGAAAAGGGACAAGUUUCCCACUAAGCCCGCUGAACAUGGGGCUGGUCGUCAAAGUUAUACGGUCAAAGGUUUGGCGUUUUCUCCUGACUCUACGAGAAUAGCCGUGGGACAGACUGACAACAUGGUGUUUGUAUACAAAAUUGGUGAUAGUUGGGGAGCCAAAAAGGUGAUAUGCAAUAAAUUCGGAACACAGUCUCCGGUGACCUGCAUGCUGUGGAUGUCUGAGGGGCCGAUAAUUUACGGGCAAUUAGACGGCAAGAUACGGGCUGCCCACUACAAAUCCAAUAAAUCUCAGACCCUUUACGCCACUGGUUCGUACGUCGUGUCACUAGCCUCCAAUACACGUGGAACAGCGUUUAUAUCUGGACAUGCUGAUGGAUCGAUCGUGAGAUAUAUAAUCACAGAAGGGUCAUCAACUGAACAACAGCUAUUAUUUCAGGGACGAAUUGUUGUUCAUCCGGUCCCUCCUUAUGCGUUGUGUUGGGCUUCUGGAUGUAUCAUUGCAGCAGGAUGUGAUUUUUCAGUGCAGUUUUACGACCAAAACGGACGUUCCUGCAAACAGUUUGAUUAUUCACCAGGCAGUAAUUGUCCUGACCAAAAGGAGUUUACCGUGGGCUGCAGUAGUCCCAGUGGACAAGCAGUUGUCAUUGGCAGUUUCAAUAGGUUACGGUUGUACUCGUGGAGCCCAUCUAAACUAACAUGGGAAGAAGAAAAUGUCAUGUAUAUACCCAAUAUGUAUACAGUUUCUGCAUUGGCAUGGAAAAGAGAUGGAUCACGCAUUAUCUGUGGUACUUUAUGUGGAGGCAUGGAACUCUUUGAAUCUGUUAUAAAACGAACCGUAUGGAAAAAUAAAUUCGAAAUGACCUACGUAGGGCCAAGUCAAGUUUUAGUGAAACCACUCAAUAACGAAUCUAAUAACCAAUCAUCACACGGUGUUAUACUUAAAUCUCAAUAUGGCCAUGAAAUUGAAGAUGUUCGAGUAAUGGGAGAAGAUCGUUACUUGAUUGGUCGUACAAGAGACACUUUGUUAUUAGGUGAUAUGGAAAGGAAUUUACUGAGCGAAGUUGUGUGGCCUUAUUCUGAAAGAAAUGAGAAAUUCUACUUCGAAAAUCCAAGUGUAUGUUUGAUUUUCAAUUGUGGUGAAUUGACCCUCGUGGAAUACGGAAACGAUCAGAUACUAGCGACCGUCAGAACUGAGUUUGUAAAUCCUCAUUUGAUUAGUGUACGGCUGAAUGAACGCAAACAAUUCAACUCCAACGAAGAAAACAAAAAACUCGCCUAUUUACUGGACUUAAAGACAAUUUGUAUCGUGGAUUUAGUUGUAGGAGUUGUUGACCUACAGAUUGGCCAUGCAAUAAAAAUUGAUUGGCUCGAAUUGAAUGAAACUGGUCAUAAGUUAUUAUAUCGAGAUAAAAGUACAACACUUACACUGUUAGAUGCAAGAACCGGUCAUAAGGAAAUAUUACUGAAUGGGUGUUCUUUUGUACAAUGGGUGAUUGGCAGUGAUGUCGUCGUGGCUCAGGGACGACAAGGCGCUUGUGUUUGGUACAAUAUUGACACGCCCGACCGAGUAACUGUGUUAACAGUGGCUGGCGACGUAAUGUCCGUCGACCGAAUUUCGGGAAAGACAACGAUUCGUUGCCAAGAAGGUGAACGACAUUAUACUUACGACUUGGACGAACGUCUUGUAGAAUUUGGUACGGCUGUACACGAUAGCGAUUUUGGACGGGCUAUAUUAUACCUGGAAAGUUUAGAGGACAGUGAUGAUCAUCAGUACGAGGUUGAUGGCAUGUGGCAAAACCUAUCAGAUAUUGGCCUACAGCUAAUGAACUUGCCAGUAGCUGCAAGAUGUUUGGCAGGUGUCGGUGACUAUUGUAAAGCGUGGUAUCUGCAAGAAACUUAUAAGUUAGCUGAAAAUUUCGCAAAGGAAAACAAUAAUGACGGAAUGGAUUGUCCAGAGGUGUGGGCUCGGAUAGCAGUAUUGAAUGGUCAAUUACAAGCAGCUGAAGUAUUAUACCUAGAACAAAAUAAAGUGGAAAAAGCAAUUCAGAUGUAUUUGUCAUUACACAAAUGGGAAAAUGCUAUUCAUUUGGCUGAAUCCAAAAACCGUCCAGACGUCGAUGAUUUGAAAUCGCAAUAUCAUUUUUGGCUACUAGAUACGUGUCAAGAAGAAAAAGCAGCUGAAAUUAAAGAAAUGGAAGGAGAUAAAAUGUCGGCGCUUCAGUUAUAUAUGAAAGCUGGUUUUUUUAGCAAAGCUGCAAAGCUUGUUCAAGAUGACCCAGAACUUUUGGCUGAUUCAGUUGUAGAAAAGGUACUGUCUGGAUUGCUAAGACUGGAAAACUAUCACGUUGCAGGAGAACUUUGUCAAUCGCAGGGGAAUCCUGGCAAAGCUAUGGAAUUUUACUGUAGAGGAAACAUAUACGCUAAGGCCGUGGAGUUGGCGAGAUUCAUAUCCCCUUCAGAGGUUGUUUCUUUAGAAGAAAAGUGGGGAGAUUUCUUAGUUUGCCAGAAACAACAAGAUGCUGCUAUAUCUCAUUAUAUUGAAUCCGGAAAUACAGUAAAGGCCUUAGAAGCUGCCAUUGGUGCCAGACAGUGGAAAAAAUCAAUGCAAAUUAUGCAGGUUAUUGAAGAUAAAACAUUGAUAACCAAGUAUGGAUCUCAUUUGGCUGAACAUUUUAAAACAGUUAACGACUAUAAGACCGCUGAAAAGCUUUAUAUGGAAUGUGGAAUGCACAGAGAAGCUAUUCAGCUCUAUUUAGAAACAGGGAAUUGGGAGAAGGCACAUAAGCUUUUAAAGAACAACCCAACCUUGACAGACUUGAGUGAAGAAUUAGAAACUUAUGGCAAAAAGUUGGAAAACAUGGGCAGGAUUAAGGAAGCGGAAAAGCUUUAUAUAGCUUUGGAAAAAAUAGAUCUGGCCAUCAAUAUGUACAAGAACUGUCAACGUUACGACGAGAUGAUGUCUCUUGUGAGCAAGUACCACAGUGAUUUAGUGAGCACCACCCACGUUCAUUUAGCUCACGAGUGUGAGACUCGAGGCAACUACAGGGCGGCGGAACACCAUUUCGUACAGGCCGGGGAAUGGAAACUCGCGGUAAAAAUGUAUCGAUCGUUGGAUAUGUGGGAGGAAGCGUAUAAGAUUGCAAAAAACAAUGGUGGAGAAUACGCAGCUGAACAAGUAGCAUUUUUGUGGGCUAAAUCGUUAGGUGGAGAUUCAGCUAUCAAGUUACUGAAUCGUCUUGGUCUUCUAAAUGAGUGUAUUGAUCAUGCCAGUGAUAGUUAUCAAUUUGAUUUUGCUUUCGAAUUGGCUCGCUCCGGAGGUACCGAGCGUUUGACUGAAGUGCACUAUAAAUACGCUCUUGUGCUUGAAGAUGAUGGUAAAUUUCAGGAAGCGGAAAAACAUUUUGUGGCUGGAAUGAAACCUAAAGAAGCAGUAUUAAUGUACAUACAUAACCAGGAUUGGGACAACGCGGAACGUGUUGCUGAUCAACACGACAAGAGCGCCAUGUCCGAUGUGCUACUGUCCAGGGCCAAGAUAGAGUUUGAAGCAGCCAAUUAUCCGCGGUUCGAGGCGUUGAUGUUGCGUUGUCAUAAGCCUGAACUCAUUGUCAAACAAUAUCAGGAAAAAGGGAUGUGGGUAGAAGCAUUGAAGUCGUGUCGUGAAUACUUGCCUACCAAAGUAGAUGAGGUGCAAGCAGAAUACGACAGGGAGUGCGGCGCUCGAGUGACCAGAGACAUUAACAGUCUGUUCGCGCAAGCCAGCCAGUGGGAGCAAAAUGGAGAGUUCAAAACGGCUGUGGAUUGUUUGCUCAAGGUCACUUCAACCAACUGUAAAGACGACCGUAUUAUAUCGAAAACGCUCAACGAAGCGACGCGAAUGACAUUAAAAUACUUAGAUGGCGAAGAGUGUGUGGACGCUGCUAAAAAGUUAGGACCGCGUUUAAUAGAAUACGAAGAAUACUUAUUAGCAGCUAAAGUGUUUGUAUGUGCCGAUAUGAUGAAAGAAGCAAUAGAUGCAUUCAUUGCUGGUGAUUAUUGGUCUAAAGCCAGAAAACUAUCUUCUGAACUAGAUUCUUCAUUUGAGAGAUAUGUUUCGGAGUGUUAUAAAGAUAGUCUUAAAAGGGAAGGAAAACCAGAACAAUUGUUGGCUGACAUGGAUGUGGAAGAGGCGCUAGACAUGUUAUCAGCCCAGGGCAAAUGGUCCAAAUGCUUGGACGUCGCCCGACCACACGGACAAGUUGUUCUUCACAAAUAUAUUGCAUUAUAUGCCACAGACUUGCUUAGGGAAGGUAAUGCUUUUGAAGCAUUGAACUUAUAUACACAGUAUGAUGUACCAGCCUUUCCUCAGAAUUUCAAUAUAUACAGACGUAUAGCAUUAGAUGUAUUCAGUAAACGAGAGAUGGACAAAGUAGAAAGCUACGAUAUCUGGGCCAAGCUGAGAGAUAUGUUUUUCAAAUUGAUGGAGAAUACCAAUCAACCAAAUUCAGAAAUUUGGAAAGAGUUCGAAAAGUACAUGUUCAUAUCUCAUUUAUACGCCAUGCGAUGUGCUUUUGGUGAAAUAUCGUCACUCAGCGCAUUGGUUGUGAAAUUGUUGGUUGCUCUUUUAAGAUACACAGACAUUAUUCCAGCAGAUAAAGGAUACUACGAAGCAGGAAUUGCAGUUCGCGACGGCAAUCGUAAUGCAGAGGCAUUCGUUUUUCUGAACCAUUAUUUGGACAUCACUGAUGCCAUAGCGGACGGUCAAAACGAGAUGAUCGACGACACAGACUUGCAAGGUACAGACUUCCCAACCAACGUACCACUACCGCAAACCAUGCACGUUGAAAACGAACAACAUGAACUAGUAAGAGAAUGGAUUCUAACAAACGCCAUGGACCGAGACAUCAGUCAGAGUUUGCCGACAGACCAGAGGAAGCUUUACCCGUCGAACCUAACGGCACCUGACGGUGGAACGUAUCCUGUGUGCAUCGUGUCCGGAUGGCCGGUGAUCGACACAAAAAAGAGUAACGCGGUGACGUUUGAGAACGGAAGGAUGGCCAUCAAGGAUGACUGGACAAAAGUAAUGACCGUAUCGAAAACCAUUCAAUCGUCGGCUGUAAAACAGACAUUGGAGUUUAUCGCAAAAUGGUGUGGGCCGCCAGUGCAACAGUACUCGUUCCAUUGAACUCGCCGUCACGAUCAAAUCGUGUCUACUGAUAUUUUUGUUUAUUUUUUUUUUUUUAGGGGGGUAUUGGUAGAGAUUUAACCCCUGCCUAAGAAAUAAUUAUUCAAUAAAAAAAAUUCGUUACAAAUACGAUAGUCUACAGACAGACAAAAAAGUAUUAAUAAUAAUAAACAAAAAUAUUUGUAUACACAUGUACAUCGACUCCGAAAAAAUGUCUAUGAAAAACGAGUUUUUCUAGCCAUUUCUAUAUUUUAAACGUCGUAAUAGUCCCCCCUCCACCCAAUGCGCAUCAUGAAUUAGUAGUAUUAAAAUAAUAAAAAAAAUAAUUAGUUAUUUAUACGUGUUCAAUAAUUUAUCAUAAACACUAUUUAUAAUCAAUGGUUCAAUUAACAAUAAUACACGAG
Molecule: messenger RNA, 5792 nt
Organism: Rhopalosiphum maidis (corn leaf aphid)
Lineage: Eukaryota; Metazoa; Arthropoda; Insecta; Hemiptera; Aphididae
Gene: Oseg2
Product: intraflagellar transport protein 172 homolog
Exons: 31
Coding region: 79-5388 (1769 amino acids)
Biological process (GO): intraciliary transport
Cellular component (GO): ciliary basal body; intraciliary transport particle B; axoneme
Molecular function (GO): protein binding
Source: RefSeq, a predicted model, not a curated record